Oncorhynchus gorbuscha (pink salmon) is the source of this 1103-nucleotide messenger RNA. RefSeq names its product tripartite motif-containing protein 16-like. The transcript has 5 exons. The coding region runs from base 2 to 868 and encodes 288 amino acids. The record is from RefSeq and is a predicted model, not a curated record. NCBI's taxonomy places the organism in Eukaryota, Metazoa, Chordata, Actinopteri, Salmoniformes, Salmonidae.
GAUGAGUCAGCAGAAGGUCCAGCAGAGAUUCCAGGAAAGAGAGAAGGAGCUGAAGGAGCUCCAACAGGCUGUGGAGUCUUUCAAGCGCUCUGCACAGGCAGCAGUGGAGGACAGUGAUCAGAUCUUUACUGAGCUGAUCCGCUCCAUUGAGAGAAGGCGCUCUGAGGUGAAGGAGCUGAUCAGAGCCCAAGAGAAGGCUCAAGUGAGUCAAGCUGAAGGACUCCUGGAGCAACUGAAGCAGGAGAUAGCUGAGCUGAGGAAGAGAAGCACUGAGCUGGAGAAGCUCUCACACACAGAGGAUCACAUCCAUUUCCUCCAGAGUUAUCAGUCUCUCUCCAGAAUGAGUGUGUCUUCAGACUUACCCAGCAUCGUUGUCCGUCCUCUUCAGUACUUUGGAGAUGUGAGUCAGACUGUGUCUGAACUGAGAGAGAAACUAGAAGACUUCCUUAAAGGAGAAUGGACCAAGAUCUCCACUACAGUGAAUAUAGUGGAGGUUGUACUGCCUCCAGAGCCCAAGACCAGAGAGCAGUUGUUACAAUAUUCCUGUCAGCUCACACUGGACCCAAACACAGCAGGCACACAACUCUCUCUGUCUGAAGGGACCCGAAAGGUGACCUAUACAGACCAAGUCCAACCAUAUCCUGGUCAUCCAGACAGAUUCACUAACUACUACCAGGUUCUGUGUAGAGAGGGUCUGUGUGGACGCUGUUACUGGGAGGUGGAGUGGAGUGGUUAUGUUGAUAUAGCAGUCUCAUAUAUAAAGAUAUCAGCCGAACAGAGACAGAUGGUGGAUUUGGAGACAAUGGCAAGUCCUGGAGUUUACUAUGCUAUAGUGGUGGUUAUUGUUUCAGACACAAUAAUGUUGUAACUAAAGUAGCAGGCCCUCAGUCCUCCAGAGUAUGAGUGUACCUGGAUCACAAGGCAGGUACUCUGUCCUUCUACAGUGUCUCUGACACAAUGACCCUCCUCCACAGAGUCCAGACCACAUUCACUCAGCACCUCUAUCCUGGACUUUGGCUCUCUGGUACUGCUGAGCUGGUUAAACUGUAGUAGGGUCCACAUAGAUACUAGUCAUGCUGGUAUAGUCUAUAGCUGAGCUGGUU